AACCAAAGCUGUCUGCAAAAUCUCGCAAAAUCUCAAUACCGUUGUUUAUACAUUCUAUCAUUUCAUAUCACUAUAAGAACUUGAUACGAUACAGCCUCAUUUACAUCGGAUUAUACAAGGACAAUGGUAUUGAAAUCAUAUCAAUGAAAUGUUUAAAUAGUAUCAUUUAUUAUAAAAAUCCAGAAUUAAUAAAAGGUCAUGUGACAGGAUUUAACGAGAUUUCAACAUAGCAACCUCAUACACAAUCACAUUUCUUCAAAUUUUCAUAUUUUUCAACAUUUUAACAAUGAAUGGACAAUCAAGUGGCGAAGAGGAGGAAGUCGGACCUUCUGUUGAUUCUACAGAUCAUGAAGAACGUAUAGCAGCAAGAAGAUUGCGUAUCCAAAAGCGUGUAGAAGCGGCAAAAAGAGCUGCAAUGGGUGAAGAUUUAUCAGAAAAGAAAGAAGUGAAAGAAGAACUCAGCAAAAGUAGGAAACAAAUUGAAGGGAGUCGCCUGCGUCUUACAAAACUGAAACGUGAUGGAACAGAACUAGUUACAAAUAUCCGUGUGGCAGGUGAUGCUCGGGAGAACUCACGAAGAAUUGAGGAAGAGGAUGCGCGCAGACAACGUCGUGAAAAACUUGAAGCUGAAGCUAAAGCAGGAUCAGAAAGAUUUGAGGAGAUUACAAAGAAAUGGGAAUCGGCAUUGCAGAAAGAGAUCCCACAAGAUUUACAUGAAAUGUUGAAACAGCAAAAGGGCUCUUGUGAUGCAAUGAUUGAUGAGAAAAACAAACUUAUCAAUGAUUUCCAAAUGGAGUUAAAACAGAAGGAUGAUCAGUAUGUGAAAGAUCUCAAGAAACAGGCUGAAGACAUUGAUCUGAUGAUAGAACGUAUGGAGGAACAAUACAAGAACCUCAACAAGGCAUAUAGAGAGGAACUCAAUCAGAUUGAGAGAGCAUUUGUAUCGGAAAGGAAUGAGCUACUAGAUGUUCAGAAGAAAAGAUGGGAAACUAAUAUGGAAGGACGUCGUGACAAAGAGGUCGAUUUUAUGACACAGCGUGAUACUCGUGUCGAUGAUUAUGAACAACAAUUACAACAUUUGCGUAUUCAAGAUGCAGAAGAAUAUAACAUGGUGAAAAUCAAACUGGAAACUGAUGUACAGAUUCUUGAGCAACAGUUACAGCAGAUGAGGGCCACAUAUCAACUCAAUACAGAGAAACUAGAGUACAAUUUUCAAGUUCUAAAAAAGAGAGAUGAGGAAAACACCAUAACGAAAUCUCAACAAAAAAGGAAAAUAACAAGGAUGCAAGAUGUGUUGACAAACAUGAGAACCAAGCUUGCCAAACAAGAGAAAGCUUACAAAGAUGAGAACACUCAGCUCACAGAAGAUUACAAGAGAAUAACAGAGCAGUUCAAAGAACUACAGAAAAAAUCAAAACAUUUUAUGGGUACUGAUGCCAAGAAGUUCCAUGAUGUUUGGCUAAUGAAUGAAGAAGAGGUGAAAGAAUUCCUCAAUAAGGUACUGGAGACUGACAUGAUAAUACAUCAACAACAGCUGGGACUUCAGUGGGCCAAGCCUGACACGACAUUUACAGAGAAUGUUGGUCCACUACAAUCUAAAAAGGACAGGGGUCUGUCAGCUUCUCAGAUCAUCCAAGAGGUCAUGUCAGCCACAAUGAGUGAAAAAGAUGAUGGCAGUGAAAGUGGUGAUGGUGCCAUGAAAAGUGGAAUAGUCUCCAAAUUGUCUCCACAAGUUAUUAAGUCCAUCUUGGAACUACUUUGUGAUGAAUCAGGUUUUCUUGUGGAAUCUAAAUUAAACAAGUUGUUGGCUCCACUUGACAGAGACGAGCAGUCCCUGAUGAAGCUAGAUGCCAUCUUUAGUGCUCUCGGUGUAGAGACAGAGGAUGACAUCCACUUACUUGCCAAGUACUUCAUGCUACUUGAGGAACAGAAACAACAGGGGAAAACGUCUACUGAACCACAGGAAACUGAAGAUGGGCCUCUUGCUGCUAGUCAAAGUGUAUCUGGAAAAGAAGCUGGGUUGCCAAGGGGAACACCACAGUCAUCUAUGAGAGAUGGAGAAUCUCAGGCUGGGGAAUUUGAAGACAUAGAUGAUGAGUUACGUCGUGUCUUGGACAAAGAAGAAGCAGGUUCAACUCCACGUUCUCUGCGCAGUGGAGGAGGAACAGAUCUUAUUCAUCCCAAUGAGGUCACAAAAGCACUGAGACAGUUUGUUGAAGACAAUAGAAAACAACCAAAAUCCAACAAGAUUGCUGCCCAGUUUAAGAUCACUGGUGCGGAGGACAGGGAUGAUAAGAAUGAUACGCAAUACUGGGAACAAUACCCACAAGUUGUAACCAAAGGCAAGGAAAGACUCUGGGAUGCACUCGUUGAAGGUCUAGAAAAAUACAGUGAUACUUUAACAGCCAGGAGUAAUCUUAUAAAAGAGACAGAUGGACUAAGACAACAGAAUGCAGAGUUAAGAAUGCUACUGCAUCAAUACGUUCACUCCAAAGUGAACCAAGAACUGGAAAUUCCACCCACUAGGGUCCUACAACUAGAGAUGAAUCCUCAUUAACAUAAUAACGAGGAUAUAACAAGGAUAUUGUGUCCUCAUUAAUAUUAAUUUAAAUAUAUGUAUAUUGUACAAUAGUGAAGAACAGUGAAGCAGAGAUAUUACCAGUUCUUGGAUUACAUAAUAAAGAUGUGAUAUUAAUUCAAAUCUUCAUAGUUGUCAUCUAGAGGUAUAAGAGCUGAAUUGAAGAAGAAAUUGUUUUAAUUUGAUUAAAAUAUUUUGUUUUAGUUCAGCCUUAAUCUCUUUAUGCUUUAAAAAUGUCAACUUAAUGUGAAAUAAGUCCAUUGUGCAGUGAACCCAAGAAUUUGGAAUAAUAUGUAAAAUAAUAUUUGUAAAUAUUAGUAACACAAAAAUAUUAGUAAUGUGUAAUACAUUAAAAUAUAUAUUUCUUAAAAUGAUAAA
Molecule: messenger RNA, 2956 nt
Organism: Owenia fusiformis
Lineage: Eukaryota; Metazoa; Annelida; Polychaeta; Sabellida; Oweniidae
Source: the annotation of a GenBank genome assembly